Molecule: messenger RNA, 3990 nt
Organism: Rhineura floridana
Lineage: Eukaryota; Metazoa; Chordata; Lepidosauria; Squamata; Rhineuridae
Gene: MYBPC3
Product: myosin binding protein C3
Exons: 34
Coding region: 67-3906 (1279 amino acids)
Molecular function (GO): protein binding
Source: RefSeq, a predicted model, not a curated record
GGAAGUCAUUCAGUCUCCUUUCACUCAGUCUGUUCCUGGCUACUCAGCUCAUAAGCCAGCCUUAAGAUGCCAGAACCUGUGAAGAAACCAGCUUCAGCUUUCAUCAAGAAGCCAAAGACAUCAGAUGUUGUAGCAGGAGGUGUUGCUGUAUUUGAAGCAGAGACAGAGAAGACAGGUGUCAAGGUGAAGUGGCAGCGAAAUGGUAUAGAAAUUACUGCAAGUGAGAAGUAUGUCAUCAAGUCAGAGGGGAACAAACACUCACUGACCAUUAACAAUGUCGGAAAAGACGAUGAUGUGACAUACGCUGUCAUUGCUGGAAGUUCCAAGGUCAAAUUUGAACUCAAAGUCAAAGAACCAGAAAAGAUAGAGGAGGUCCCUCCUACUGAAUCUACUCCUGAACCAACUGUCUCAAAUGCAUCUAUAGAUGCUGGAUCAGAACCUGGUAGCAAGAACCUGGUAGAUGCUGGUAGCAAGGUCUCAGAAGCUCUUCCUACAGAAGUCCAGCAAGAAGUGCCUGUGGAUCCAAUUGGUAUCUUUGUGAUGCGGCCACAGGAUGGAGAAGUGACAGUUGGUGGGAACAUUACAUUCACUGCCAAAGUGGCAGGUGAAAGCCUGCUGAAGAAGCCUUCAGUGAAAUGGUUCAAGGGAAAAUGGAUGGACCUGGGAAGCAAAGUGGGAAAACAUCUCCAGCUUCAUGAGAGUUAUGACCGAAAUAACAAGGUUUACAUCUUUGAAAUGCACAUUAUUGAAGCAAAAACAACUUAUGCAGGAGGAUAUAGAUGUGAAGCAUCUACUAAGGACAAGUUUGAUAGCUGUAAUUUUAGCCUUGUUGUCAAUGAGGCACCUGCAACAGCUGAUAUGGACUUCCGCUCAGCAUUCCGACGGGCGAGCAUGGUGGGAGGAGGGAGACGGAUGACUGGAGCCUUUGCCAGCGCGGACGGACAUGACGAAGGCAGAGAGUUGGAUUUUAGCGCCUUGCUGAGGAAGAGAAGUUUCUUGCGCUCGGUACAUCGAAAUGAGGCAAAAACUGAAGCACAGCCAGUUGAUGUCUGGGAAAUCCUCCGCAAUGCUCCUCCAUCAGAGUAUGAGAAAAUUGCUUUCCAAUAUGGCAUCACUGAUCUGCGAGGAAUGCUGAAACGCCUCAAACGCAUGAAGAAGGAGGAAAAGAAAAGCACAGCCUUUGUCAAGAGACUGGAUCCUGCCUACCAGACUGACAAAGGUCAGAAGAUCAAGUUAAUGGUGGAACUUGCGAACCCAGACGAUGAAGUGAAAUGGCUGAAAAAUGGGCAAGAGAUCCAAGUGAGCGGCAGCAAAUACAUCUUUGAGUCUCUUGGAAAUAAGAGGAUUCUGACCAUUAACCAUUGCUCACUAGCUGAUGAUGCAGCAUAUCAGUGUGUGGUUGGUGAGGAGAAGAGUUUCACAGAACUCUUUGUAAGAGAGCCUCCUAUCCUGAUUACUCAUUAUUUGGAAGACCAGGUGGUCAUGGUUGGUGAAAGAGUCGAGUUCGAAAUUGAAGUUACUGAAGAAGGGGCUGCUGUGAAGUGGGAGAAGGAUGGAGUGGAGCUUACCCGGGAAGAGGCAUUCAAAUAUCGGUUCAAAAAGGAUGGUAAAAAGCACUACCUCAUCGUUAAUGAAUCCACCAAGGAGGAUAAUGGGCACUACAAAGCAAAGACUAAUGGUGGAGAGUCUGUUGCUGAAUUGAUUGUGCAAGAGAAGAAGCUGGAAGUGUACCAAAGUAUUGCAGACAUGACAGUGAAGGCACGUGACCAGGCUGUGUUCAAGUGUGAGGUUUCUGAUGAGAACGUGAAAGGCAUCUGGCUGAAAAACGGGAAGGAGGUGAUUCCAAAUGAACGGAUUAAAAUCUCUCAUAUUGGCAGAAUCCAUAAACUAACCAUUGAUGAUGUAACCCCAGAAGACGAAGCUGAUUAUUCUUUUAUACCUGAAGGAUUUGCGUAUAAUCUCUCAGCCCAUCUUCGAUUUUUGGAGAUUAAGAUUGACUUUGUGCCUAGACAAGAACCCCCCAAAAUCCACCUAGAUUGCUUGGGCCAGACUCCCGACACCAUUAUUGUGGUGGCUGGAAACAAGUUGAGACUUGAUGUACCCAUAUCAGGAGAUCCAGUACCCACGGUGAUCUGGCAGAAAGUAAACAAGAACAAUGACAUAGUGCUAAUAAGUGACAAAUCCACAGAUCCUACAGGUACAUGUGGAGAUUUGGAUAACGACAACAAGGUCCUCUCUGAUUCUGAAGGUAGAGUCCGUGUAGAAAUGUAUGAAGACCAUUGUGUGUUCACCAUUGAAGGAGCUGAGAAGGAAGAUGAGGGAGUCUACAGAGUUACACUUAAGAAUCCAGCAGGGGAAGAUACAGCUGAUAUCACUGUCAAAGUCAUCGAUGUACCUGACCCACCUGAGGCUCCCAGAAUCACCAAUGUUGGUGAAGAUAACUGCACAGUGCUGUGGCAGCCUCCUAAGUAUGAUGGAGGACAGCCAGUACUGGGCUACAUCUUAGAGAGGAAGAAGAAAAAGAGCUAUAGGUGGAUGAGGCUGAACUUUGACCUUCUAAAGGACAUGUCAUAUGAAGCAAAAAGAAUGAUUGAAGGAGUUAUGUAUGAGAUGAGAAUUUACGCUGUUAACUCUGUUGGUAUGUCCCGGCCUAGUCCUGCCUCACAGCCCUUCAUGCCAAUUGCUCCUCCAAGUGAACCAACACAUUUUUCAAUAGAAGAGGUUUCUGACACUUCUGUUACUUUGAAGUGGAGACCCCCUGAACGAAUUGGAGCAGGUGGACUGGAUGGCUACAACAUUGAGUACUGCAAAGAAGGAUCUACAGAAUGGAUUCCAGCACUUCAUGGUCUGAUUGAGCGUACUUCUGUCCUGGUUAAAGAUUUGGUCACAGGAGACAAGCUUCAUUUUCGCAUCACUGCUGUAAAUCUUGCAGGUGCAAGUCUACCAGCAAUUACAAAAGAGGCAAUUACUGUCCGAGAGAUCUUGCAGCGUCCCAAAAUCUGGCUGCCACGCAAUCUCAGACAGAUUCUAAUGAAGAAAGUGGGUGACACAAUCAAUAUUGUAGUUCCUUUCCAGGGUAAACCUAGACCUAAAGUUAUCUGGACAAAGGAUGGUCAGCCAAUAGACUCCAAGGAGGUUGGAAUUCGAAACAGCAACAAAGACACCAUCCUAUUUAUCCGAAAGGCUGAGCGCCACCAUUCUGGAAUAUAUGAAGUAGAGGUGCAAAUAGAAAACAUGAUAGAUAAGGUCACUAUUACCAUACAGAUCAUGGACAAGCCUGGCCCUCCUCAGAAUGUAAAGAUUGUGGAUGUAUGGGGAUUCAACGUUGCAUUGGAAUGGAAGCCACCCCAAGAUGAUGGCAAUGCUCUAAUCACAGGAUACACUGUCCAAAAGGCAGACAAAAAAACAAUGGAAUGGUAUACUGUUUUUGAUCACUAUCGACGUACUAAUUGUGUAGCAUCAGACUUGAUCAUGGGAAAUGAGUAUUAUUUCCGGAUCUUCACUGAAAAUGUGUGUGGAUUAAGCGAAAAUGCUGCGACCACCAAAAAUUCUGCCUUAAUUAAAAAAACAGGCACAGAUUAUAAACCCCCCAAGUACAAAGAGCAUGACUUCUCUGAAGCACCAAAAUUCACUCACCCACUUUCAGAUCGUUCAGUGAUUGCCGGGUACAAUGCUACACUCAGCUGUGCUGUAAGAGGAAGCCCAAAGCCAAAAAUCUUCUGGUUCAAAAACAAAAUGGACCUUUCUGGAGAUGCCAAAUACCGCAUGUUCAGUAAGCAUGGAGUGUUGACUUUGGAAAUCCGAAAGCCCAGCCCAUUUGAUGGAGGCCUUUACACUUGCAAGGCUGUGAAUGAAUGCGGUGAAGCUGAAAUAGAGUGCCGUCUGGAUGUCCGAGUGCCACAGUAGAAUUCUGAACUAUUGGUUGUCAUCACGUCCAGAUAUGGAGAUCAUAUUGGGAUCAUAGCAGAAAUGCGGAAGAGUGAAUAAAAG